AAAUCAACUCAUUCCAAAGAAAGUCCACAAACCAACACAAAUCACACACAUCAUCUUCACCACGCCACGAACAACAACAAAACCAGCAUUUAUCUACGAAACAAAACCCAGAUUAAAAGCAAACACCACAAUAAUAAAUUCUUUUCUUCUCUCUCACUGAAACACAUACCAUACAAACUGCUUCAUCUGGAAGAAACCAAAAAAAAAAACAUUUUGUUUUAUUUCUGUAACUCUGUUCCUCUGUAUUUCUGCUCUGUUUUCCUCUGUCACGUUUUGUCUCAUCUUUCCACUCUGUUCUUCUCCAUCGCAAUCCAACCAUGAAACACGAUUCGACCCAUUUCACGUUUCCUCUCUCAACACGCCAAGUCUGCUGAACUCUUUUCGCAUUUUCCUCUACUGGGUCACUCGAGGAAUAGAGUAAAGAAUAAAACUUUAACUUCGGUUGAUCUGGGAUUCUUCAGCUCCAAUGGCGUCUUGCCCCGCGAAUUCCGUCACCUAUAACACCACCCUCUGCGCGUGCGCCCCCGGUCACGUGCUCCAGCGCGUGAGUAAUACGUGCGUGCUCUUCGAGGGGAACUCCACCAUCGCCACCGACUCCGGCGUCGACUACUACGCGCUCAGCUUGCCCAAGACGCUCUUCGCCUUCGACACCAUCAAGAAGUUCACGCAGUCGCAGGCUGUGUUCUUGGAAGCCACGCUCAUGAUGCUCAUCUCCUGGCUUCUUUUCUGCUUAUUUCUGAGGUUCACGAAGCUCGGUGAUGGAAGGAAUGUUUGGUUCAACAUCAGGUGGUGGAUCAGUAGGAUGGAUAUUUGCUUUGCCACCAGACACUGGCUGGAUGAUCAGAAAGUGGUCACCAAACGCAAAACAGAACUUGGUGGUGCUUUCUCCAUAGCAAGUUGGAUACUAUUUAUUGGAUUAUUUGCUGCGUUGUUGUACCAGAUCAUAUCAAAGAGAUCAAUUGAGGUGCACAAUGUAAGAGCAACAAAUGGACCGGAGUUAGCCUCUUUUAUCAAUGACAUGGAGUUCAAUAUAACAACUGUGUCUAGUAUGAGUUGUGCAAAUCUAAGGAAUCUGGGAAGUUUAGUUACUGGGAAUCCUGGGUCUAUUGACGAAAGAGUUGUUUCUCUGUCUACUUUAGCAAACUACACUUGUUACAACUCAAGCACAGGACCUACCCUUGUCAUCAAGUGUAAAAACUGCAAGGUCCACCAUGAUCGUAUGUAUAUUUCAUGGCAGUUUGUUGAUCUCCCCGACAAUCCUGCCACUGCUGUUGGUUUUCAGUUCAAACUUACUUCAAUGGAUAUUGCUAAGAAACAUACGAGUUUUGUUAGUGGAACGCUAAAGAAUGGAAGUGAUUUUAAUGAUAGCCCGGUUACAUUCAGAGGGAACAUAUCAAAUAUUUUGAAAUUCAAUUUGUUCCCUCGAAUAUACCAUAAUUUACAUGACCUAAAGCUCAUACAGCCUUUAUUUCACGAGUUCCUCCCAGGUUCAGUUUCACGUAAUACAAAUGAACUACUAGUAUCCCUUGAGAGUUCUGCUGAUGGACUGAUCAACACUACAUUGUUUAUCAAUUUCCUCUCUGAUUAUGUUGUGGAAAUCGAUAGAGAGAAUAUUUUGGGUCCUGUGAGCUUCCUUGCGGACCUUGGUGGCUUGUAUUGUAUUAGCAUAGGCAUCUUUUUCUACCUUUUGAUACAGUGUGAGUAUAGGAUAAAGAAGCUCAGAAAUGAAGAUAGCAUUUUGAGGAGAGUCAGAAAUAGGCGUAAGGCUCAAGAGCAUUGGGACAAACUGAGGAAAUAUGUGAUCUACACCUUUGGCUGUACUGCACUGGAGGACAAGUAUAAGAGCACCGGAAAGGCAACAGAUUGUGGUGGAUGUAUGUUGCAUUCAGUUCGUGGUAGUGGUUCAUCAAAUAAGCGAAGGCUGAAAAGCAGAAGAGAUUCCAUAAGUUUGUACACGAAACCUAGUUUACCUUCCAACAAGUCAGUGACAUGCGAACCGCUUGGAUCCACAAACGAUUCAAAACUGCAUUCUGAAAAUAUGGAAAAGCAGCAGAAUGUUGGUCCAUGCAAGGAUCCCACACAAUCUCAACCUCAAGAAUCUUCUAUUAUUGAUGGCAACCUGAUUCCUCCUCCACCUUCACUAGAAUUUAAGGAUGGCUCUCAAAUGGACUUGACCGAUAUUCAGAAGAAUCUAAAAAAUUUAUACGAGUAUAAUCUCAUGCUAAGGGACAAAUUAUUAGCAACACAGUCUCUUCUCAAUUCUUCCUCAUCUAGCCACACUUCUUCAGUAAAUAACAAGGAAACUUGAGUAUCUUUGUAAACAGGAGUAUUUGUCAAUGCGUGUUGGUCAGAUAGUUCCGCGAUUUUUACAAGCAUGGACGUUCUACAAUGGAAGUUGAUUCUUAAUUGAAAACUGACCAAAUGGGAGUAAAGAUUGAGAUAUCUUUGCAAAAUACAAAUGGAAGGAUGUGCUGCAUGGACUCUGCAAUUCUUGGCCAGAUAUCCCUUCCUACGUUUAAAGCUGCUAAGUGUGGACUAUGGAUUCUGAUCCACCUUUGUGUGAGAAAAGGAGUUCUUCUUUCAUGCUAAUAUUCAUUUCACAUAACCUUGUACAGCCAUUGAUUUGUUUUGUACACAGUAGAGUAGCAUGGAACUUGUUCUUACAGUCAUUAUUGUUGUGAGAGUCCUUCAGAACAUGGCUAUUCUUGGCUUAUUUCACGGAUUUCAUUUUUGCAUGUUAUGAUAAAUGGAAUACUUCAAGAGAGAUAAUAAUUCCUCGACCAACAGGGUCCAAUACAA
Messenger RNA from Vigna radiata var. radiata (mung bean), 2799 nucleotides. RefSeq lists its product as uncharacterized. NCBI's taxonomy places the organism in Eukaryota, Viridiplantae, Streptophyta, Magnoliopsida, Fabales, Fabaceae. The transcript has 8 exons. Bases 467 to 2308 code for a protein of 613 amino acids. The record is from RefSeq and is a predicted model, not a curated record.